Molecule: messenger RNA, 812 nt
Organism: Castor canadensis (American beaver)
Lineage: Eukaryota; Metazoa; Chordata; Mammalia; Rodentia; Castoridae
Source: RefSeq, a predicted model, not a curated record
AUGAAAGGCGAAUGGAGAGAGAGAAGAGAGCGGUUCGGGGGAGAGACAGGAGAGAGAAGGCAGAGAGAGAGAGAUCGGGAGCGAGGACGGGGCGCUGGCGAGCGGGACUGGCGCGGGGCGGGCGGCGAGGGCAGGACGCGCGCCGCGAGCUCGGCGAGGGGGCAGCAGAGGGCGCGGGGCGGGCGGCGCGGCAAAGUGAAGCGGGCGGCGGCGGCGGCGGGCGCGGCGCGGGCUCGGGGCCGGCGGGUGGCGGGGCGGCCGAGUAGCCGCGCGGGGUCGGGCGCAGGGCGUGCGGCGGACCACCGGCCGGAGCCCGGGUGCCGCGCCGCGCCGCGCCCCGCGCGCCUAGGAGUGGGUGCCGGCCCCGGAGCCCCAUCCCCAGAGCCCGGAGUCCCCGCAGCCCCCGGAGCCCGGACAACUGUUGCGGCGGCGGCGGGGGCACGGCGGGGGCACGGCGGGGGCGUGGGCAGCCCCGCGCCCCAGCAGGCGGCUCCCGCGGGCGCCGGCUCCCGGCUGCGGAGCGAGGAGCGACCGGCGCGGGCACGAGGCAGCGCUGGACGGGUCAAUGCAAGCCAGACGAUGACCAGUUGUGGCCAGCGGUUCCGGAACGCACUCGCGGUGCUCUUGUCCUUGCUGGUUCCUGCAGGUAACUCCUGUCUCCUCGGAGCUUGGCAGGGGCGCGGGCAGCAGGCUGUCCCUGCCUGGGGCAGUGCUGCAUCUGGCGGGGGGCCUGGGGGGGCCCUUGGGAUGAACCUGUCGCUGCAAGCAACACCUACUGUGUGCAGCACCUGCUCACUUGCUACAGGAGCUCG